Messenger RNA from Ziziphus jujuba (common jujube), 2696 nucleotides. Its product is annotated as protein NRT1/ PTR FAMILY 4.4. Gene Ontology annotation, molecular function: transmembrane transporter activity. Lineage: Eukaryota; Viridiplantae; Streptophyta; Magnoliopsida; Rosales; Rhamnaceae. Bases 387 to 2219 code for a protein of 610 amino acids. Gene Ontology annotation, cellular component: membrane. The record is from RefSeq and is a predicted model, not a curated record. Gene Ontology annotation, biological process: transmembrane transport. The transcript has 5 exons.
AGUCGUACCCAUAUAUUGGGAUACCAAGAGAUAUUUGUGGGGGCUGACUUGCUUAAGAUUAGUUUUUAUUUAGCAUGGUUAAUGGGCCAUCCAUGCCACUAGCUGAGUCAACUCGACGAGGAAUCCAAACGAGUAAUGAAAAAAUCGGACCCCGAGGAGUUCCACGGGUGACAUUAUCCAUCUAUCUAUAUAUAUAUAUAUAUAUAUAUAUACAUAUGAAGGCAACCCACUUGUUGAUAUGUCUCAAAAGAAAGUCUCAAGGAAGUGAAGGCCUUUUGUUUCACAACAAGAAAUACAUAUUUUAGUGGUUUGAAGGGAGGAAAGAAAAAACCAAAAAAAAAAAAAAAAAAAAAAAAAGGGCUAUCAAUACAGAAAAAAAGAAAAAAAUGGUGGAUAGAGUGGAGAAGACGAAAAUGAACUUGAGAGGAGAUACCAUGUCCACUACUGUGGUUGUGGAAGGGACGUCUGUUGAUUGGAGAGGCAAGCCCUGCAAGUCUAACAAGCACGGUGGAAUGAAAGCUGCUAUUUUUGUUCUUGGUCUCCAAGCUUUUGAGAUGAUGGCAAUUGCUGCUGUUGGGAACAAUCUCAUUACCUAUGUAUUCAAUGAUAUGCACUUCCCUCUGUCAAAGUCUGCGAACAUAGUUACAAACUUUAUAGGGACGGUUUUCCUCCUCUCCCUCCUUGGUGGGUUCCUCUCAGAUUCCUACCUUGGGAGCUUUUGGACCAUGUUGAUCUUUGGUUUUGUGGAGCUUUCUGGUUUUAUAUUACUCUCUGUUCAAGCUCAUCUUCCACAGUUGAGACCAGCACAGUGCAAAAUGAUAUCUGAAAACUGUCCAGAGGCAAAAGGCUAUAAGGCUUUGAUAUUCUUCAUCGCACUAUAUCUGGUGGCCUUAGGAAGUGGGUGCUUAAAACCCAACAUAAUCUCUCAUGGAGCAGACCAGUUCAUAAAGGAGGAUUCAAAGCAAUCAAAGAAACUGUCUACUUACUUCAAUGUUGCCUACUUUGCCUUUUGCAUGGGGGAGCUUAUUGCAUUGACACUUCUUGUUUGGGUUCAAACUCACGCGGGAAUGGAUGUUGGUUUUGGGGUAUCAGCAGCUGCCAUGGCUGUGGGAUUGAUAAGCUUGAUUUCUGGGACGGCUUUGUACAAGAAUAAACCAUCUCGCGGAAGUAUAUUCACUCCAAUUGCUCAAGUAUUUGUUGCCGCAAUUUCAAAGAGAAAGCAAAUCUGCCCAUCAAAUAUAGAAAUGCUUUAUGGAAACAAAAACAAUGUGCCAAACCACCUUCCUGCCACGUCGACUAAUGUCAACAAUCUCCUCCAUCACACCGAAAAGUUCAGAUUUCUGGACAAGGCAUGCAUCAGAAUUGAAGAUGGAACAGAGAGAACUGAAAGUCCGUGGAGAUUAUGCACAGUGGCUCAAGUGGAACAAGUAAAGGUCAUACUCUCAGUCAUCCCAAUUUUCGCCUGUACAAUCAUCUUCAACACCAUCUUAGCCCAGCUCCAAACCUUCUCUGUUCAGCAAGGAAGUGCCAUGAAUACCAACAUAGCCAAAGGCUUCCACAUACCUCCAGCAUCACUCCAAGCCAUCCCGUACAUCAUCCUCAUCUUUGUCAUCCCUCUCUACGAAACUCUCUUCGUUCCUUUAGCUCGGAGAUUCACCGGAAAAGUCUCCGGAAUCUCACCCCUGCAAAGGGUUGGCACAGGUCUGUUCAUUGCAACUUUUUCCAUGGUUUGUGCAGCACUGGUUGAGAGAAAGAGGAGGAACUUUGCUUCCGAUGCGGGGGAUAUUCUCUCCAUCUUCUGGAUUGCUCCGCAGUUCCUCAUAUUCGGGCUAUCGGAGAUGUUCACUGCUGUGGGGCUCAUAGAGUUCUUCUAUAUGCAGUCAUCGGAAGGAAUGCAAUCUUUCCUCACUGCCAUGACAUAUUGUUCCUACUCAUUUGGUUUCUAUUUGAGUUCCGUACUUGUUUCUUUAGUGAACAGAGUGACUUCAACAUCUUCAAGAGGUGGAUGGCUCAGUGACAAUGAUCUGAAUAAGGAUAAGUUGGACCUCUUUUAUUGGUUGCUAGCUGCUCUAAGCAUCGUCAACUUCUUCAAUUAUAUUUUCUGGUCUAAGUGGCAUUCUUCCAAUAUUAUUCCACCAGAUGGGUCUUAUGGAGAAGACUUGGAAAACAACCACUUCAAUCCUUCGAAGCAUGCUGGAGCAGAGAAUGUUAUACCUUGAUCGAUUAUAACUAAUAUUAAUGUCCCUAGAGUGUAUCAAUGAUUCUUUCCUUUGACCCAACCUAGCUACUUGUCAAAACAGCCAAACCUUUAUGGAUUAGAAUAUGGUAGUUUUAAUUUACCCCUUUAGUGCACCUAUAGGGCUACAAUUAAGUUAGGGGUGCUUUUUUUUUUUUUUUUUUUUUUUCCUUUAUAUAAUAUUCCUGAGAAAAGUUAGGUCUAAACCCAUCAACCACAAGGUUCAACGCACUCUCUUCCAAUCUUGUACCUUUUUUAAUUUUUCCUUAGCGUCUUUCUGAUAAUCAUGUGCAAGCCAAGGAGGGCCUCUAGUUAUCGUUCUCUAUCUUUACAGGGUCAAAAAGGAAGAAGCAAGUGGUGGGGUUGAACCUUUAUGCUAAAAUAUAUUAGUUGUUUAAAGGAAGACUUGUCUUUUAAUUAAAUUAAGCAGAAUCAAAUCUCUAGCUAUUUUGUGAUGUAA